GCAAUUAGAGGCGCUGUUUUGUUUGAGUAGGUUUUAAUAAUGGCAGUCAUAUUGUAAUGCUCCAAGUGAGUCUUUCAAAGCUCACCCAACAACUGAUAAAAAAGUGAAUUAACAAUUAAGCUGAAGUAAAAUAAGUUUUGGCUUUUUAUUAAUUGGAUUGUCAAGAUGUUUCCACAAAGUUCACAAAGGAAUUAUUGGAUGUUCAGCGAUGAGAGUGAUUUGACUGCUUUGAGAGAGAAAACUAAUGCUGAAUUUAUUGAAAAACAUGGAGCUAACAUGACUCUAGAAGAAAAGGAGGAACAUUUUCUUUCACAUUUAGAGGAACGUACAUUAUUGCGUUUUUAUGAAUUACAACUAAGAGAUUUCUGUCGACGAUUUAAUCCACCAAUGCCACGUGUCACUGUAGCUACAGCCUUGCAUUAUUUUAAACGAUUUUAUCUUAGAAACAGUGUGAUGGAUUAUCAUCCAAAAGAAAUUUUAGUUACUUGUGUUUACCUAGCAUGUAAGGUGGAAGAAUUUAAUGUGUCUAUAUCUCAAUUUGUGGCAAAUAUUAAGGGUGAUAGAGAAAAAGCAUCUGAUAUUAUUCUUAAUAAUGAAUUGCUUCUUAUGCAACAAUUGAACUACCAUCUUACAAUUCAUAAUCCUUUUAGACCUAUGGAAGGUCUAAUGAUUGAUAUAAAGACAAGAUAUACAUGUCUGGAAAAUCCUGAAAAACUAAGGCCACAUAUUGAUGAGUUCUUAGAAAGAGUUUUCCUAACAGACAGUGUUCUACUUUAUGCUCCAAGUCAAAUUGCAUUGGCCGCGAUUUUGCAUGCGGCAUCCAGAACUUCCGCAAAUUUAGACAAUUAUGUUACCGACAUACUGUUUCCAAGAGAGGAAUUGGGAGGAAUCAUAGAAGCUGUGCGAAAAAUACGCUCAAUGGCUAAAUGUGUAGAAACUCCUUCACGAGAGAUAAUAAAAGCUUUGGAGAAAAAAUUAGAAAAAUGCAGAAAUCAGGAAAAUAAUCCAGAUAGUGAAAUAUACAAACAAAGAAUGCAGGAAAUGUUAGAUGAAGAGGAAUUGCAGGACAAUGAGAAAUAUGCGAAAAUUAUACAAGAUCAAGCAGCUCAUGAUGAUAAAGUUCUGGGAGUUAAUAAAGUAUUAUCUCCUCUGUGAUAAUAUAAAGUUUUGUAUUUUUUAUAUCAUAAUAAAAUUGUUCUAUAUACAAUAUGCGGUAUA
Pseudomyrmex gracilis is the source of this 1218-nucleotide messenger RNA. RefSeq names its product cyclin-H (gene CycH). Lineage: Eukaryota; Metazoa; Arthropoda; Insecta; Hymenoptera; Formicidae. Gene Ontology annotation, biological process: regulation of cyclin-dependent protein serine/threonine kinase activity; DNA-templated transcription; regulation of transcription by RNA polymerase II. Gene Ontology annotation, molecular function: cyclin-dependent protein serine/threonine kinase regulator activity. Gene Ontology annotation, cellular component: transcription factor TFIIK complex; nucleus. The record is from RefSeq and is a predicted model, not a curated record. The transcript has 7 exons. The coding region runs from base 166 to 1155 and encodes 329 amino acids.